ACACGCAGCGGGAUGACGACGGCGGAGAGGCCGGUGGCCAGGAGCGGCGUGACGCAGACGAGGAGCAGACAUCGGAAGGUCUGCCUAGCCCUCAGCGAGAGAAAUGGCAGCAGCUGGAGCGACAGCACCAGCAGCUGUGGCAGGAGCUGGAGUCGCGGGGCUACGGGGAGAAGAGGAGUCUGAACGAGCAGCAUGAUGAGGAGUGCCAGCGUCUGGAGCGACAUCAUGAUGAGAUGUGGUGGCAAAUGAAAACGCGGCACCAUGAGGAGCGAAAAGGGCUUCAUCAGCUACACGACAGUGCUGUCAGGUGCGUGGAGCUGCAGACUCAGGGACAGUCGCAGCUCCUUGUAGAGAAACGUCAAAGGCAAAUUAAGCUGCUGAAUCGGAGGAAACGUAGGCAAUGUGCAGUGCUGGAGCGAAAGCACCAAAGCGAGUGGGACGACCAGCAGCAGGAGUUCCAGAAGCAGUGGAACAAAAUGAAGCAGAGAUACCGACGAGAAACACAAGAGCUGGAGGAGAGAUACCCGAACAUCCGGACAGGGGAGGAGCUGGAUCGGCUGAUGGAGGAGUGCAGCAGGAGGCGUCAGCGGCUGGGGAAGGAGCUGGAGAAGGAGCUAGAGAACGAGGAGACACUUGCACGAGACCUCAAGAAGCAGGGGGAGCAGCAGCAGCAGCAGUCCGAACAGCAUCAGCAGCAGGAAGAACAGCAACAAAAGCAUCAGCAUCAACAACAACAGCAGCAGCGGAGGGAGGUGGCGGGUGUUCUGUCUGGUACCAAGGAGAAGGAGUUCAGUUUUGGAAGCGUUGAGUUUCAGACCAUGAGCAUGGAACCAUGA
Amphibalanus amphitrite is the source of this 836-nucleotide messenger RNA. RefSeq lists its product as uncharacterized. The record is from RefSeq and is a predicted model, not a curated record. The annotation marks the transcript as partial. The transcript has 3 exons. NCBI's taxonomy places the organism in Eukaryota, Metazoa, Arthropoda, Thecostraca, Balanomorpha, Balanidae.